Molecule: messenger RNA, 2292 nt
Organism: Daphnia carinata
Lineage: Eukaryota; Metazoa; Arthropoda; Branchiopoda; Diplostraca; Daphniidae
Product: alpha-amylase-like
Exons: 5
Coding region: 120-2174 (684 amino acids)
Biological process (GO): carbohydrate metabolic process
Source: RefSeq, a predicted model, not a curated record
AUCAUAUGACGCAAUUCGAUUUCGAUACAAAAAGACCCGCAACCAGCCAGUUGGCCGUGAAUCUGCAAGAAAAACACAACUAAAUUCCUACCAAGCGUGUCCGACUUCUAUUUUCAAGAAUGAAGUUGUUCUUGCUGGUGAUUGGGUUGCUGUUUGGCGCAAGUCAGAGCAGGGUUCUCUUGCAGGGCUUCUGGUGGGAUUUCUCGAACGACAAUUACCCUAAUGCAUGGGCCGAUUACCUAGCAGAGCUAUCGCCCAGACUUGCCGAAAUGGGAAUCGAUUCUGUCUGGGUACCGCCGACCAUCAAGAAUUCCGGCUAUGGAGUAGGUUACGCACCAUUCGAUCAUUACGACCUCGGAGACAAGUAUCAGAAAGGCUUCACUGGAACACGCAUCGGCACCAAGGAUGAACUUCUCCGCAUGGUGGCUGUCAUGCACGCCAACGGAAUCGACGUCAUCCAGGACGGCGUACUUAACCACCUCAUUGGAGCGGGAGCUUCAGACGGUUCCGGUGGAUCUGAUCCCGCUGGAUGGAACGAUAAAUACACCAAUUUCCGUUACGUCAGUUUCGCCACACCGGCCACGACGGAAACUGCCAGCGAUUACCUUUCGCGAGCUGGACGAUUCCCAAAGAAUUGGCAAAACUUUCACAACAACCCCGGACAUGAUUGCAGGGAUGGGGACAUCUGCGCUGGAUAUUGGGGCCCCGACAUUUGCUAUUAUCCGGGCGCUUACGGCCAAAGUUCCAACGCCGCCUACAAUCCUGCGCAGUCAUCCGAUUACAUGCGUGACAAAAUGCGCAGUUGGCUCAUUUGGUACAAGAAACAAAUGGGCAUCGAUGGGUGGAGAUUUGACGCUGUCAAACAUUUCCUCCCGGAAGCGAUGGAAGACUUCCUCUGGAACCUACAAUUUAAUGCCGGAUGGGCCAGUGGAGGAGUCGGAAUGUUCGCCGUAGGGGAAUAUGUUGGAGGAGGUAACGAACUGGAUAAUUGGUGCAACAGCGUACAGAAUAGGGCAGGAACUUUCGAUUUCGGACUGCGCGGGUCGAUUUACGGCAUGAUAACUGGCAAUGGCUUCUUCGACAUGGGGUCCAUUCCAGGAUCUCAGCAGGGAAACCGAUUGCGGACCGUCCCUUUCGUUAACAAUCACGACACAUUCAGACCGAUCCUCACGCCGGAAGGCAAUUACAACGGCUGGGAUUCAUCUCACGAAUUGGCCGCUCACAUCAAUCCUUAUGACGGACGCCUCUCGGCUGCCUACGCCAUCGCGUUCGCUGUGGAUGGCACCCCAACUGUUUUCAUUGAAGAUCUCUUCGAUUUGGGCGUACUAGGCAAUCGUUUCACUCACGAUCCUAAAGUAGCCGCUCAGUUGCCUAUGCGUUCGGACAUCGCCAACAUCAUUUGGUGUCAUCAACACCUUCGUUUUAAGGAAGGCGUUUACAAAGUACCGCACAGAUCAGCUGAUUUGCUAGUCAUUGAACGAAGUGCUAAGGCUAUCGUCGGAAUCACCGACAGCUGGACAGUUUGGCAGACGGCCACUGUAUCAACGGAUUUCCCGGCAGGAACUGUGUUGAAAGAUUAUUCCGGAGCAACGGUCGAAACGGCCACAGUCGGUGGAGAUAGGAGGGUUACCAUCAAAGUUCCACCUUGUAACGGAGAAGCUCCGGGCGGAAGGAGAUGUUACGCCAUUUGGGGCCCUCUUACGCCGCCUGGCUACACACCUGCCCGACGUGAAACGACCCAAGAAUGGGAAAUGGCAGACGAUUUGGGUGACAGUCAUCCGCUUUCUUUGCAACAAGGCGGAAAGCUUCCAGCCAAUUCCACUGAAACGCGCACGGUCGGAAGGAUCUUCGUAGCCGCUUCCUCUCCCGUUACUUUCUAUCUUUUCUUAUCCGACCCUUUGAAUCCAGUUACAAUUGAAUUGUACAAUGAUAAUACGCUGGUUCACAGUGAAGCACCGAGCACCGAAGGAAGUUAUACUUCGAAUUUCACCGGAUGGCUGACCGUCAAGGUUAGAAAUUCGGAGGCCACAUCACCCGGCCAGGUAGUUUGGGUGGUCAUGACAUACAAACCACCAGCUCAAGUCACCACAGACCUUUUCGACGCCAAAUUGAACGCCACCGGUGACUGGGACCUCUAUCACCGAAUGGUUAAUCGACCACGAUCCAAACUUUGAGUUUAAACGCAAAUCGUUUAGCUGUUGAAGACGAUUACUUUCUUAGUUUGUCGUUGAAACCAGUAAACGACAUGCCACCUUUAAAAGAUAUAUAAAUACAUUUAAUGUUUGAAAUUGA